Messenger RNA from Xyrauchen texanus (razorback sucker), 4443 nucleotides. RefSeq names its product vasorin a (gene vasna). The coding region runs from base 189 to 2243 and encodes 684 amino acids. NCBI's taxonomy places the organism in Eukaryota, Metazoa, Chordata, Actinopteri, Cypriniformes, Catostomidae. The record is from RefSeq and is a predicted model, not a curated record. The transcript is spliced from 2 exons. Gene Ontology annotation, molecular function: protein binding.
CUAAAGUUCAGACGUCUGUCUGGACGCAACUUGUACGGAUGGGGGAAUAGUAGCCUAUACAUAUUAAGCGUAUUUUGGGGAAUGACUUUACAAGAGUUUUAAACACCAUUCUUGAAACGCUGCACUCUUGCUUGGAGUGUUUUACAGGUUUCAAUCACGACAAGGCCAGGCGCAGAUCAAGAUCAACAAUGCGGCUAUUAUCUUCCCUGUCUCAUCUCAUUUUGUUUCAAUUGCUUUGUGAAUCUCUGUGCAGCAGAUGUCCUCACGAUUGCUCUUGUGUCCCCCAUAACUACAUCUUCUGCGUCCAGCUUAAAUUGGUGAACAUGCCCCGUGGUCUCCCCUCUUCCACAAAGCACCUGUACGUCUUUCAGAAUAACAUCAACACCUUGGAUCAGCAGGACUUUGUAGAGUUUGGGGAGCUUGGAAUGCUGGAUCUGAGUCAGAAUGCCCUCAGUGAAAUCCCUGAUGGGGUGUUCAGCCCACUUUCCACUCUAAACAACCUUGAUCUCUCCUCAAACCGCAUCACUCAUAUCUCCAAAGACAGUUUCACUGGGCUAGUCAACCUGGAAAGGCUGUAUCUCCACAACAACUUCAUCCAAAGCAUUCACCCGGCUGCCUUUAAGGGACUGGAGAACCUCCUGGAGCUGAAGCUUCAAGGUAAUCAGAUCAAAGUUUUGCCAACUCUGCAACUGCCCAGAUUGCUCCACUUGGACCUUAGUUAUAACAGUAUCCCACCACUGGGACCAGAAGAUUUACAGACACCACACCUUGAGUCUCUUAAAUUAGCUGGAUUGGGGCUGAGCAGUCUGGAUAAGGGGCUGCUAAGGAGCCUGGUGAACUUACAUGUUCUGGAUGUUUCUCAGAACAAGCUUGUGUUGAUACAACCUGAACUGAAGAUAAUGGCUGGCCUACGAAAUCUCAAUCUAACCGGAAACCCUUUGGGUUCCCUAAAGCGAGAAGACUUCCAAAAUCUGAAUAACAUGCUUGAACUUGACUUGAGCAGCCUAAAUUUGCAGGGCUUCCCUGAGGACUUCUUCAACAUUUUCCCCAAACUUGAGAAGCUCACAGUGGCUGAAAACCCUUUCAACUGCCUCUGCCCACUGGCCUGGUUCCCUACGUGGCUAAAGGAUGCAAGAGUUGAGUUGUUAAGGAUGGAGGAAACUCGUUGUCACUUUCCUCCAGUAAACUCAGGCAAUGUUCUUGCAAAGUUGGAGCAUAAAGAUUUUGGCUGCCCCACUACAACCAUUGAAUUAACAAGUGCAGAGACCAGCAGUACCACCAAUAAGCCAACAGACCCCACCACUCUGUCAGGCACAACAGACAACAUCCCUCCUCUGCCUCCAAGUGAGUUGCCUUCAGAAGACACAGACAGCUUCCACCCUGAACAGUACAGUGCCAUACCCAGCAGCAUCCCAGAAGAACCUGAAGGAGAGCUUAUGUGCCCUAACAAUAUUUGUCUAAAUGGGGGUACAUGCUGGUUUGACUCCAAUGGGCAGAUAAGUUGCUUGUGUCCACUUUCCACAUCAGGACUCUACUGUGAGAUUCAAAAUGAGGCUCGGCCUCCCCCACAUUUCCGGAGAGUUUCCAUAGAGACCAUUGCUACAGUCUCUCCAAACAUAAUCAGCUCCCAUCACGUAACAAGUACUUCCAUUUCAUUAGACCUUCACCACUACAUUGAGACACGGCCGCACAUUCGUGGAAUCCGGCUGACUUAUCGGAACUUGUCUGGCCCUGACCAGAGGCCACUGCAGCUAAAUGUGCCUGCAUCUUAUCCUGAAUACACACUUAGAGGACUACAGCCUAAUAGCACAUAUUCUGUAUGUGCUAGCCCACUAGGAGAGCGUGACCAUGUGUCGGUUGCCUGCAUGGAGGCUCGCACUGCGGAAAACCCACCGUCCUCCCACGACCCCAGAUUUGACAAGACCGAACCUUCCUCCUCCCUUAUACCCAUUGUGGUAGCGGUGGCAGUGGUAAUGGUUGCAGCUAUUGUAGCCACUGUGGUGGCCAUCCGCCGUAGACGAAGAUCCAAGGCUGCAGUAAAUGUGGAUUUACAUGAGACAUCCCAUCUGGAGUUGGAGGGAGUGAAAACCAGUCCAGAGAAUGGGAGUACACAUCCAAAACAACCUGACAUUGCCUCCUGUCCAUCUUUAGCUCAAAACACCUUGGAAUAUGAGGCACCAUUAAUACAAGGGCAGUGUUCUGCCAACAACAAAUUAGCCUGCGUCAAACCCUCUUUUGUGUAAAAGCCUUAAUGUGCUUCUCAUACCUCCAGCCCUCAGAGGGCAAUAUACUUCAUGACUCCUGCAGGCAGGUGCGAUACAGAAACUAGAUGGGUUGGAGAACAUUUUAAUUCAAGCGUCUUUCAGUAUUUAAACUAGCUGCAUUUGCCAUCAACUUUGUACAGAAAAAAAUAAACUGUGCGUGCCAUUUAUAACCAUCAGUAUCAGGCUUCAAUGACAGCCCUGCUGACAAGACCAUCUUACACCAGCAUGAAUUCAAUGCUUACCCAGCCUGGUUUAUGCUAGGGAAUGCUUGUCUGGUGCUGAUCCAGAAAAACUAUAUGGUCUUUCUGGUAAUACAGGUUGACCAAGGAGGUCAUUCUGGUUAACCUUGUUAAGCUGCUUGGUGAGAACACCAGCAAACCAGCAUCUAAAACGCAACAUAAGCUGAUAACCAGCAAUGCUGUUUAUUCCUGAAGGGAGUUGCUGGGCUGGAAAACAGGUUGCUUUAGAGGUAGCUCAUUAAUUUAGCUGGCUCUGGAAGUGGUACAUAGGAGUCAGUAGUUCUUUCCUGGACGUCUGGACCUGGACUUCUUGGUCCAGAAAAAAUUGCACUGAUCAGAGACACUGGGACUGUGCCUAAGAGGUGCCCAAAGAAGCAGAACAUGAUCAGCCUCUUAAAAGAUGUAUUAACAUGUUUAGUUGUUUUUUUUUUUGCUUGGACAGUAGACUGUGGCAAACGUUUUUCUCAUCUCACUUGCAACAAGUUAAAAUGCUUUGACUUCUCCUGAAUGAAAACAAUCUGACAACACAUGUCCAGUGAACGUCUGGCAAAGGAUCACUUUGCGAGACUAUAAAAACCCAAAUCCAUUUUUUACCUCAAAUUCCACACAUUUACAAACAGACCAGUGCUAUAUAAGGAGAUGGAAAACAAUCGCUUUUAAUAACGCAGAUUUUUUUUAUGUGCCAGUGGUCUAAAAAUGUCAUGUAGCCAUAAUUCAAACAGAGCCCCAAAUACAGAGAAAUGCAGGAAGGCUUCAAAACAAGGUUGUUUUGUAUGUGCUGGCAAAUUCAUGCCGGUUUUAACCCUACAGUGGAUCAAACUAGUCCAGAUACAACCACUUGUAACCAGACUAUAAAAUGAUGGUAUUAGAUGGUAGUACCAUGGUACUUUCAUAUAGAGUAUAUACCAUGGAAAUGAAUGAUUGCCAUAUUUAAAUAACACUGUAUUUACAUAGUACCUCAUGUUAUUUUCAAAGAACACCAAAUGUCUAAAAAAAAUGUAAACAAAAUUGCCAUUGUACAGACAAACCAAGUGAAACAAACUAUGGUAUCGCCAUGCGUGGUACACUGUUAUUAGUGGAAAUGUGCAGUUCAACAGCAAUUUAUUUCUACUUGAUCAAAGCCUUAAAAUGACUUUCAUUGGUGUUAUCUAAUUUAUUUAGGUUGAUUAAUUCAUGUUAAAUUAUUUUUAACCAGUUAAUUUAGAUGUCACCACAUUUUUGGUUAUUUGACAAAUAUUUCUUUUUACAGUGUACCACGUCCAAAAAAACAUGGUAAUGCCUUGGCACUUGUGUUUUGUUGAUAUUGUUAUCUAAAGCUCAUAACUGCAGUUACAUUAUAUCGUGCCCCUGAGAUGUGUUCAGUUUGAUUGGUUUAGAUGCAAAAUUAAACACCAAAACUUUGACAUGAACAUUUAAUUCAAAAAGUAAUAUAAUAAGAAACAUAUUAGGCCUUUUUUUAAUGUAAAAAUUGUAUGAUUGCUUUGCUCUGUGAAAGCUUGAUUGUGUUCAAGCCAAAAGUGUCAUUGUGGAAUUGUAUGUUUAUGUGAAUUAUCAGUGUAGUGAAGUUUUGUUAAGAGGAAUGGAGCCAGAACUCUAAUCCAAAGUGAAAAAAGGUCAAUUGUCAAAUUCUCCCCAUCGUCAGCACCCACUUUUUUUUAGAUCUGUGCUCACAUAUUUAUGACAGUGUAUGCAGUGUGUGUGCUGAACAUACCCGCACAUCCAAACAUAUUAACUGGAUACAGGAACAGCUUUACACAGCAUGAGACGUUUCAAAUAUUUUAAACAUUUUCAAACUGCUUUCAAGUCCCAUGCUUACUUUGGGAUGCUUGUUGUUUCUUUCCUUUUGUUGUGCAGAAAGCCAAGUCUUCUUUUUUUGGAUUUAUAAAUGUGUACUCUUUGGAUGAAUAAUGUGACAUUUGUUGAGAAAAUAAAAUGGAAAA